Heterotrigona itama is the source of this 731-nucleotide messenger RNA. The record is from the annotation of a GenBank genome assembly. Lineage: Eukaryota; Metazoa; Arthropoda; Insecta; Hymenoptera; Apidae.
AUGGAUAUUAGAAUUGUUAAGAUUGCCGAAGAUAAAGAUUUUGAAAAGUUGAAACAUUUGUACGAUGAUAAUAAUGAUUGGAGAUUAGAUUAUAAUAAACCUGACUUGUCAGUUUGGACAAAAUCUGUAUCAGGCAUUAGUUUUAGAAUGGUGAAGAUUAGAACACGUUUCCCUGAUGUUCUACCAGAAACGUUAUAUGAUGUAUUACAUGAUCCUGAAUAUAGGAAAGUUUGGGACACUCAUAUGAUCGAAUCGAAAGAUAUAGGAUUUUUUAAUCCAAAUAACGAUAUUGGAUAUAUAGUACGACCGUCUCGAAAUGGCGAUGGUUCUGAAUUGGGAUACGUCUCUCAUACUGAUCCACAUGGAAAAUUACCAGUUUGGUUGGUUAAUAAAGUUACACAAAUAUUUGCUCCAAGAAUGGUUAAAAAGUUACAUAAAGCUUCUGUAGCUUAUCCUAAUUGGAAAUUACUUAAUAAUCCAAAUUAUAAACCAUGGCAUUUUCCUGAACAAAUUGCAUCACCACGUAUAAGAAUUGAGGAUGUAAGUUUCUUCUUAUAACUUUAUCAUAGAACAUUACAGAAAAAAUAUAUUUCACGAUAAAAAAUAAUAAUUAUAGUUUUAAAUAAUAAAUUUGUUUACAGUGUGUAAAAUCUGCAGAAGAAAGAAAUUCAAAAAAUCAUUAUGUCGAUGAAUCAGAAUUAAAAGAGUCAGUUACAAUGGACAGUGAUUAG